GUUGAUAUACCGUUAUGUUGUGCCUGCUCAUGCCCGGGAAACAGUUUACUCGGUGAUUUGUAUUGUUUUUUGGGGAGUGAUGAUUAUUCUCGUGGUUACGUGAAAUCAUUUCUGGGUCAUGGCGUUGAGGACUCUUCUAUGGUUCGGGGGGAGUCCUGGCAGAUGUUGGUUCAGGGGACAAGGGCAUGGGCUGCUGGAGAUGCAGACCAGCUCCAGAUCGGCUAGAGGGUUCAAGAGGGUUGUCAGGGCUAGCGAACGUUCGACCCUCUCGGAUCCUGUUGGAGGGGCUGAACUGACGGCUGGGGGACAGCUGUGGAAACCAUUGGGGUUCACCAUUCUCUUUGGAGGUGCAGUGCACGUUGGGGCAACAAUUUGGGAGUACGAGAGGGUCCGAAGUCAUGCACUUAGAAUGAAAAACCGAUUUCAGCAAUGGACAAUCAAUAAGACUGGGUGGAGAGGAGAACUACAGGCCUGGUGGCGAGGCUUAUCAGAGAGUCAACGUGUAUUUGCACCCAUAUGUUUCUUAAAUGUCAUUGUCUUCCUCGGCUGGAGGAUACCAGCCCUCAAGAAUACAAUGGUCCAAUAUUUCUGCUCGAAUCCUGGCUCCAAGGCAGUUUGCUGGCCAAUGCUGCUUUCAACAUUUUCACACAGCUCUGCACUCCAUUUAGGCGUCAAUAUGUACGUUUUAUACAGCUUUGGAACAAUGGCCAUUCCCACACUGGGACGGGAACAAUUUGCUGCGCUUUAUUUGACGAGUGGAGUGGUUGCUAAUCUAGCUAGUCACUUAUAUAAAACUGCUGUCGGUCUACCGGGAUUAUCACUUGGUGCUUCUGGAGCAAUUAUGGGAACAGUUUCCUAUAUUUGUAUGCAGUAUCCGGACUUGAAAGUUGCUAUUGUCUUUCUACCGAUGUUUGCGUUCACUGCUGGAUAUGCACUCAAGGGAUUACUGGCCGUGGACGCACUGGGCUGUCUACUCGGCUGGAAAUUCUUCGAUCAUGCAGCUCAUUUAGGAGGAGCGCUCUGGGGAAUAUUCUGGCACUCGUGGGGAUCCCCUCAGCUCUGGCAGAAACGUGAGCCUCUACUGAUGUUUUGGCACAAUCUUCGUGAACCAAAGAAAACUCGGUAAUCCUCGUUAACGUCAUUUUUCAUAAAUUAAUAACUAGUAGAUUCAUCGCAUCGCACGAAUCCACAAAAUUGAUAAAUAAAAUUGUAAAAACUGAUUGAAAUAUUUUUUGCUUUUUGUUUAUUAUUUUUUUGUCGUAAUGUACAAACAUUGUUGCGUAAAUUCGGAAAUAAAAAAAUUGUCGGGUUUUGA
Messenger RNA from Diachasmimorpha longicaudata, 1315 nucleotides. RefSeq names its product presenilins-associated rhomboid-like protein, mitochondrial (gene rho-7). The coding region runs from base 119 to 1126 and encodes 335 amino acids. The record is from RefSeq and is a predicted model, not a curated record. Gene Ontology annotation, molecular function: serine-type endopeptidase activity. NCBI's taxonomy places the organism in Eukaryota, Metazoa, Arthropoda, Insecta, Hymenoptera, Braconidae. Gene Ontology annotation, cellular component: membrane. The transcript is spliced from 8 exons.